CGCGGUGGGAACAAAAAAUGGUUACAGGCUGUUUUCUGUGACUUCAGUGGACAGACUGGACCGCGUCCAUGAAAGCACAGUUCAUUUCCUAGCAGUUGACGAAAAGGACACUAGGGGGCAGACGACACCCAGAACUGAUGCACACACAGCCCCCUGCACGGACACCAUUUUGAAAAAGCCUUUGGCAACAGAAAGCCCAGACGUGUACAUCGUGGAGAGGCUCUUCUCCAGCAGUCUGGUGGUUGUGGUCAGCCUCUCCAUGCCUCGCCGUAUGAACGUCUACCACUUCAAGAAAGGGACGGAGAUCUGCAACUACAGCUACUCCAACAACAUCCUGGCUGUGCGUUUGAACCGCCAGAGACUGAUUGUCUGUCUGGAGGAAUCCAUCUACAUACACAAUAUAAAGGACAUGAAGUUAUUGAAAACUCUACUCAAUACGCCAGUAAACCCUACAGGCUUGUGUGCACUUUCCAUUAACCAUUCCCACUCGUACCUGGCUUACCCUGGCAGCUCAGUUAUCGGGGAGAUUAUAGUGUACGAUGCUAAUAACUUGAGCACAGUGACCAUGAUUCCGGCCCAUGACAGCCCACUCGCUGCUAUAACCUUCAGCUCUUCAGGAACUAAACUGUCCAGCGCUUCCGAGAGGGGCACAGUCAUCCGAGUCUUCUCCGUUCCAGAGGGUCUAAAACUCUUCGAGUUCCGCAGAGGGAUGAAGAGGUACGUUAGCAUCAGCUCUCUCUCGUUCAGCACGGAUGCUCAGUUCCUCUGUGCCUCCAGCAACACGGAGACUGUGCACAUCUUCAAACUGGAGCAGCACAGCCACAGCAGCUGGGAUGAGGAGUCUCCCACCUGGUCUGCCUAUGUAGGGAAGGUGUUUUCCGCUGCCAGUAACUACCUCCCGGCGCAGGUGUCAGACAUGAUGAACCAGGACCGCGCCUUCGCCACAGUGAGGCUCAACGUCUUCGGACAGAAGAACGUCUGCGCUCUCUCCACGAUUCAGAAGCUGCCCCGCCUGCUGGUCGCCUCUGCGGACGGACACCUCUACAUCUACAACGUGGACCCGCAGGAUGGGGGCGAGUGUGUGCUGGUGAAGAAGCACAGGUUGUUUGGCUCGGACGAGGAGGAAGAGGAGGCUUCAGAGAGCGAAGUGACCACUGCCCCGGUCAGCCAGUCGUACGCUGCUACGGUGGCAAUGCCCACUACCGUGCCUUCCUCUUCAGCGGUGACAGCUUAUUCGGAGGACGGAGGAGCGAAGAAAGGCGAGAUGAUUCCGGAACAUGAAUUCGCAGCCAGCCCUGUGUGUCUGGAUGACGAGAAUGAGUUCCCUCCAAUAAAUUCGUGCCGUGGCGGGAGUCGGAGUGGACAGGGGAGGAGGACGUGAGGUUAAACGAAAGUUGGCGUCGGUCACUGCGCAACGGGGGCUAAGCCUGAAGUCUGAAGAGUGGCUAUGCAUGAGUCAAAAAAAAAAUAUUCCAGGGUGCUAUAUUUAAAAAAACUAAAAAAACAAAAAAAAAAACACUCAAGUCUUUAUCUGACCGCGAUUUGGUCAAUCAGCUCAACAUGAGACGGGUGUGUUAUAUUAGGAGGUGCAUGACUCCACUAACAAGAACUGAGUUGUAAUCAGAUGUAAAGAGUUACUUGAACAAUUGUUCUUAAUUUGUAGAAACUUUAGAUGUAUGUAAUGUAGUUUUAAUCUUUGCAGUUGUUACUCUCCAUGUUUUCCUUCCAUGUGUACUUGUGUGUGCGCUAAUAAGGGUCUAGUCCAAUAUAUUGACAGAUUUGUGUAUGUGCCUGUAACAUUACGUAACCAUGCAAAAGUGUUUUGCAAAGAAGUUGCACAAAACCAAAAAAAAAAAGUAAAUUAUACUUUUUAUUUUAUUAGAGC
Molecule: messenger RNA, 1885 nt
Organism: Polyodon spathula (Mississippi paddlefish)
Lineage: Eukaryota; Metazoa; Chordata; Actinopteri; Acipenseriformes; Polyodontidae
Product: WD repeat domain phosphoinositide-interacting protein 1-like
Exons: 13
Coding region: 260-1381 (373 amino acids)
Biological process (GO): protein lipidation; protein localization to phagophore assembly site; nucleophagy
Cellular component (GO): extrinsic component of membrane; cytosol; phagophore assembly site membrane
Molecular function (GO): phosphatidylinositol-3-phosphate binding; protein binding; phosphatidylinositol-3,5-bisphosphate binding
Source: RefSeq, a predicted model, not a curated record